AAAAAAACGCAGCGGGCCAAACGUGCACCAAGAAGGGAUUGGAGAUCGUGCGCGCAGUGCUCGACCAUCCCUGCCAACGUGUGAUUCGCGUCGCGUGUCAAAUUAGAGGCCUAGCGAGCAGCAGCAGCAGCACCAAAAUCAGUGCCUGCACAAAGCAAUGGCAUUGCCCCUUGACAAGCUAAACAAGCUGCUGCGAACCGCAGCGCUCGGCGUAGAGGUCGUGCAGACUGCGACAAAAGGCCGCGGCAUCGUCGCGACGCGCGCGCACCGCGCUGGCGCGGCCGUCGUCCCCGCGGGCGAGCCGCUGGCGCACUCGUCGAAGCGCGCUGUCAACGCCUUCGCGGGACACGGUGAAUUUGCGGGCUACGAGCGCGCCUGGCGCAAGGCGCGCGGCAAGCUCGAGGGCGCCGACGGCCGGCGGCACCCGCUCCUGGUCGCGCAGAUCGCGAGCCGCGUGGCCCACGAGCCCGAGGCGUCGCCCUACGUCCUGGCCGUCGCCGCGCUGUGCUCGGCCAAGAUGACGGGGCCGACGCCGGCACCGUAGGUCGCAGUGCAUAAAUCAAAUUGCUCGCCGCGCGUCUCCACGCUAUCGACGCGACGCCAGUGCGCCGAACUUACUGAUUGAUUUCGCACAGGUGGGUCGAGGACUGUGCGGCCGUGAAGCGCGCCCUGGGUGGAGACGACGGCGACCGCUACGCGUUCCUCACGGACGAGUGGUACGCCGGCGUCGCGUCGCGGAUUCACUUGAACUCGUUGAGGGCGGACGCCGAGGGUGACACGGUCGCGCUGUACGCGCUGCCGUCCUUCCUGAACCACCACUGGGAGCCCAAUUUACUGGUCGACUAUGGUGAUGAUGAUGUCGUCUUCCGGGCGGCGCGACCUGUUAAGGAGGGCGACGAGCUGACGAUCGACUACAUCCACGGCCUCCCGCAGGAGGAGCGGUCGGCCUAUCUCAUGGAGAACUACGGGUUCGACGAGGCCUCCGAGAUAGACAGUGUAAGUUUAUGACCUAGGUCAUCGGCGUCGCCG
Molecule: messenger RNA, 1029 nt
Organism: Pelagomonas calceolata
Lineage: Eukaryota; Pelagophyceae; Pelagomonadales; Pelagomonadaceae
Source: the annotation of a GenBank genome assembly